Messenger RNA from Acaulospora colombiana, 176 nucleotides. The record is from the annotation of a GenBank genome assembly. NCBI's taxonomy places the organism in Eukaryota, Fungi, Glomeromycota, Glomeromycetes, Diversisporales, Acaulosporaceae.
GGUACAAGUCCUUGGAAGAGAUGGUAAAUGAUCCAAGGAUAGAACCGCAUAAAAAAUUUGGAAUUCCAUAUAUCUCAGAACUUGACCAAGAUGCGUCAAGGGAAGAAUUGGAUUCCUUAAGGUCAUUUAUCGUUAAAAAUCUAACUUCGAUGGACGACAAAUAUGAAUUUCAAUAA